GGGCUGCUGGGAACACAGUCACGAGCGGACAUCUUUGAUUUAAAGGGACUCGGGCGGAAGGCGGUUGUGACAAAAGUCACAGUUUCAGGGAGUCAAGACAGCUUGCGCAGUCUAGUAUUUUGUUUAAAACGUCGGAUCAUUAUAGAAGAUGCGUCCAGUGGCAUAAACGCGUUGUUCGGACGAAGUGUUGUCUUGAGAGGAAAAAGCGCAGCGCUGACAGCUCAGUAAACCGGGGCUGUGCUGGCCGGGAAGUUGAAGAUUUGCGAGGGAGUGACCAGACGGUGUGAUGUAGCUUUAGCUGGCUGAUACAAUAUUUUCUAUUGCUGUGUAUUAUCUGAAGAAAAGAGAGUGAACUGCCCAGUUUCCGGAUACAUACUAAGGUUCCCCCACCGGUAGAAGAUGUCCACCAUGGUUUACCCGCGGGAGGAGAGGCUGGAGAAGCUCUCGCAGGAGGAGAUCAUCUCCAACACCAAGCUGGUGAUCCAGGGCCUGGAGGCCCUGAAGAAUGAGCACAACUCCAUCCUGCACAGCCUGCUGGAGACCAUCAAGUGCCUGAAGAAGGACGAGGAGGCCAACCUGGUGCACGAGAAGUCCAACCUCCUGCGCAAGUCCGUAGAGAUGAUCGAGCUUGGCCUGGGGGAGGCGCAGGUGAUGAUGGCCCUCUCCAGCCACCUGAACGCGGUGGAGUCGGAGAAGCAGAAGCUGCGGGCGCAGGUGCGGCGGCUGUGCCAGGAGAACCAGUGGCUGCGGGACGAGCUGGCCAACACCCAGCAGAAGCUGCAGAAGAGCGAGCAGAGCGUGGCCCAGCUGGAGGAGGAGAAGAAGCACCUGGAGUUCAUGAACCAGCUCAAGAAGUACGACGAGGACGUGUCCCCCACGGAGGAGAAGGAUGGGGAGCCGCCCAAGGAUUCCCUGGAUGACCUUUUCCCUAACGACGAAGAGGAGCACGGCCCAGGAAUGCAGCAGCAGCAUAACAGUGCGGCGGUCGCUGCGGCUCAGCAGGGUGGGUAUGAGAUCCCGGCCCGGCUGCGCACCCUGCACAACCUGGUGAUCCAGUACGCCUCCCAGGGCCGGUACGAGGUGGCCGUGCCCCUCUGCAAGCAGGCCCUGGAGGACCUGGAGAAGACCUCCGGCCACGACCACCCCGACGUGGCCACCAUGCUCAACAUCCUGGCUCUAGUGUACAGGGAUCAGAACAAAUACAAAGAAGCCGCCCACCUGCUGAACGACGCCCUGUCCAUCCGCGAGAAAACCCUGGGGAAGGACCACCCUGCUGUGGCUGCCACACUGAACAACCUGGCCGUGCUGUACGGGAAGAGGGGCAAGUACAAGGAGGCGGAGCCUCUCUGCAAGAGAGCCCUGGAGAUCAGAGAAAAGGUGCUGGGCAAGGACCACCCGGACGUGGCCAAGCAGCUGAACAACCUGGCCUUGCUGUGCCAGAACCAGGGCAAGUACGAGGAGGUGGAGUACUACUACUGCCGGGCCCUGGAGAUCUACCAGUGCCGACUGGGCCCCGACGACCCCAACGUGGCCAAGACCAAGAACAACCUGGCUUCCUGUUACCUGAAACAGGGGAAGUACAAGGAGGCUGAAGUUCUGUACAAGGAGAUUCUCACCCGCGCCCACGAGAAAGAGUUUGGCUCAGUGGAUGCGGAGAACAAGCCCAUCUGGAUGCACGCUGAAGAGAGAGAGGAGAUGAGCAAGGGCAAACACAGAGACAGCUCCCACUAUGGCGAGUACGGCGGCUGGUACAAAGCCUGCAAGGUCAACAGCCCCACAGUGAACACCACCCUGCGGAACCUGGGGGCGCUGUACCGUCGCCAGGGCAAGAUUGAGGCAGCCGAAACCCUGGAGGAGUGCGCCAUGCGGUCCCGCAAGCAGGGCACUGACCCCGUUAAUCAGUCGCGGGUGGUGGAGAUCCUGAAGGAUGGGGAGGGAGAGAGGAGGAGGAGCCGGGACAACAUGGCCGCCAGCGUCAAGUACGAGAGCAGCUCGGAGACUGGGGAGGAAGUGAGUAUGGGAGUAGAGUGGACAGGGGCUUAAACCUUCAAGAUUUUCCUCAAACGUUCUCUCCUCCCUGAAAUUACCCCCGCCCCCGCUUCCCCAUCCACCAACAAAAAUAGCCAAUCAAAAGGAUGUCUUGCGUUCUGGCUCCUCCCCCCUCUGCUCCCAAUCAAAAAUCUUCGCUCUGCCAUUCCUGGUUUCUUCGACCGAGACCGUUGGUCGCUGCUGCUGCUGCGAUCCCAACCGAACACCAGUGGGGAUGUGUGGUGGCUGUCUUUCACGAAUCACGAAUGCAGUGUGUUACUUGAUUCAGAUCUCUCUGUCUCUCUCUUUCGCCUAUACGCGUCUGUUUAUUCCCACUCGUCUCUGAAUACUUUGUCCAUUUCAACUGUAUAAGCUUUGUUAUCCAGUUGUGAGAUGUUGCUAUGGAUGGCGCGCAUUGGGCUGGCAGUGGCGAUGGCCGAUGGAUGUCGAUGCCUCUUCGAGGCUGAAUGAUGGAAAUAAAACUGCGCAGAAAAUUGGAGGGUGUGUCCACGUGAUCCACAAUUCACUCCGCCUUUCGCCCUCGUCUUCACCAAACGUUGUCUCCAUGCAAUCACAGAACUCAAUGAAUUGCAGUAUCAGUGUACCUGCAGGAUUACUGCUGGUUCACUCGCUCUAUAGAUUACGACACUACACCGCUAUUUCUUUCAGUAGAGUAGGAUCUGUUGCCUCUGAGAUCACUUAGCGCUUUGAAUCUUUUUGCAUUUUAUUUUUAUUUGCGUCGUUCAAUAAUUUCGACAGGAAUUAUCAACCUAGGUGCCUGUAUUUAGCAUUUAUACAAUUUUAAAAUUACGGUUAUGUUUUUUUAUGAUUUGCUUCCAUGACAACCUCCAGGAAUUGAAGUCUGAAAUCAAUGGGAUUUUAAUCAAAUAACGCAUUUCUGACUAUCCGCUACAGUUGUAUCAGAAUUACACAAGUUUAUGCCUAAUUCGUUUUCGCAAUGAUUUCGCUAUUUUUUUUCCUUUGCAAGGAAACAAGUGCCGUGAGAUUAAACUGUAUUGUGUAUUCAAAGCGGUUUUAAAAUGUUUUUUUUUUCAGUGUUUUGAAGUGUUUUUUAAUUUUUUAUUAUGUGCAACUUAUAUUUUAUGUUUCUAGUGUCAUUACGGACAUACGAAAUACAGCUUUAUAUAAAAAACUAUAUAUUUAUUUGUAAGCAUUUAUGAAACAAAUUUAGUGUGCGAAAAUUGCAUUAGUAGCCUACAAGCCCUGUUUUACAUAGGCAUUAACACAAAUAUAAAAUGCGGUCGUUUUUAGAGAGACUUCCAUGAUUGAGUGGAUAAGUAACAUGGAGUUAUCUUACCGUGUGUCCAAGGCCCGAGCAUUCUUUGCCUGCUUUAUCUGAAACCGGUGACAAGCCACCGGAGGGAUAAACAGCCCCUUGGGUUCGUUUCCACGCGCUUUUGGUUCAUGGUUUAACACGUGUCAUUGUUUACAGAGUAGUAGUCAAAAGGGAAUUCGUGAUCAGACGUUUGAACAAAAUAAUAUAGGUAGUCCACGAAAAAUCUUCGAAGUGCUGUUUUACGAUGAGAGAAAGUCUAUGUAAGUUCGAAAUGCACGGAAAUUUAGCUUAUAGAAGGGGGAAGAGCAGAUAAGGAGAAAUUAUUUCGAUGUUUUUGUUCUAAAGUCCUGCUCACUACAUGCAAUUAUCGUAGAGUGCGCCACCAAACUUGGAACAUUUUUCUUUGGAUUUACUGAAUAUUUCUGUGGACACUUAUGGUAAAUGGAAAGAAAAUAAUAAUAUAUUUAUGUGUCAUCAUUUCACCGUGUUACAUUAACUGAAUGUGAUAUUGUUUAAACAUUAUACUUAAGCCUGAAAUGAAUAGGUGUUCGCACCCCCACGUUUUUAGUUUAUGGAUUUUACGUUUCAUGGGUCACCGACGAAGUGGCGCACACACGAGGAGAAAAGAAGUGUUUAAAAAAAGGGGUGCAUUGUAAAAUCAGCCCAGUUUUGAGCUAUCUGUAAUUGUUUCACUGUAAACUCUGUUUCUAUAGAUAAGAAAAGACUGUAGGCACCAUGUUAGUAGUCCUAGUAGAAGUGCAUCUCUUUCUCUUUUGCAUUGUGAUGAAUGUUUCACUAACAUUGUUGACGUCAUCUUGAAUAAAGACUCUUUCAUUUGUGAA
Messenger RNA from Anguilla rostrata (American eel), 4167 nucleotides. RefSeq names its product kinesin light chain 1-like. Gene Ontology annotation, biological process: microtubule-based movement. Gene Ontology annotation, cellular component: kinesin complex; cytoplasm. The coding region runs from base 400 to 2043 and encodes 547 amino acids. NCBI's taxonomy places the organism in Eukaryota, Metazoa, Chordata, Actinopteri, Anguilliformes, Anguillidae. The transcript is spliced from 14 exons. Gene Ontology annotation, molecular function: kinesin binding. The record is from RefSeq and is a predicted model, not a curated record.